Molecule: messenger RNA, 1056 nt
Organism: Carassius gibelio (silver crucian carp)
Lineage: Eukaryota; Metazoa; Chordata; Actinopteri; Cypriniformes; Cyprinidae
Gene: dhrs11b.2
Product: dehydrogenase/reductase 11b, tandem duplicate 2
Exons: 7
Coding region: 71-838 (255 amino acids)
Source: RefSeq, a predicted model, not a curated record
CGUUGACAUAGAUGAUUGCAGGGAAGAUCACUGGCAGCAGAUUUCUGUAAGAGUUCUGUGAACUUGUAACAUGGAUCGCUGGAAAGGCAGGGUUGCUCUGGUCACUGGAGCUUCAGUGGGAAUCGGAGCAGCGAUCGCGAAGUCUCUUGUCCAGCAUGGCAUGAAGGUGGUCGGCUGUGCCAGAAAUGUGGAGCAAAUUCAGAAAUCGGCAGCAGAUUGUGUCAGUAGUGGAUUCAGUGGCACUCUGAUCCCAUAUAAAUGUGAUCUGUCUGUAGAGGAUGACGUGUUAUCCAUGUUCUCCUGGAUCAAAGUUCAACAUCAGGGCAUUGACGUGUGCAUUAAUAAUGCUGGUUUGGCUCUCCCAGAGCCUCUGUUGAGCGGCAAAACCAGUGGCUGGAGGACUAUUAUGGAUGUAAAUGUCAUUGCCCUGUCCGUGUGCACCCGUGAGGCUUACCAGUCCAUGAAAGAAAGAAAAAUUGAUGAUGGUCAUAUCAUUAAUAUCAACAGUAUUUGUGGACACCGGGUCAUCAACAGUGCUGAUGCACACUUCUACACCGCCAGCAAAUACGCAGUGACGGCUCUCACAGAAGGUUUGAGGCAAGAGUUACGAGAAGCCAAAACCAACAUACGUGCCACAUGUAUUUGUCCUGGCAUAGUGAAGACAGAAUUUGCCUACCGACUCUUUAGCGAAAACCCAGAAAAGGCUGCUGCUACUUAUAAAAGUGAAAAGUGCCUACAAGCAGUUGACAUCGCAAACGCAGUGGUGUAUGUCCUGAGUGCUCCUCCUCAUGUUCAAAUUGGUGACAUUGAGAUCACGCCAGUGGAUCAGUCGAUGUAACGGGCUCAAGAUAAAUGGGAUCAAACAUCUUGACACACUGUGAAAGAAUUUGAAGUACAAAACUAAAUAAAUCUAUAAAAUAAUUAUUGCUCAAUUUACUAGUAUGUUUAGAAAUAAAGUAAAUUUACUAUACUAUAUGUAUUGUAAAAGUUACAAGACUGGCAAAAAUUUUGAUUUAUUUUAAAGGCUGUUUUAAUUAAAUAUUUUUUUAAAAAUCA